This is a messenger RNA of Blastocystis hominis, 1266 nucleotides long. RefSeq lists its product as hypothetical. Gene Ontology annotation, molecular function: ATP binding; protein serine/threonine kinase activity. NCBI's taxonomy places the organism in Eukaryota, Bigyra, Opalinata, Blastocystidae. Gene Ontology annotation, biological process: peptidyl-serine phosphorylation; peptidyl-threonine phosphorylation. The transcript has 5 exons. The record is from RefSeq and is a predicted model, not a curated record. The coding region runs from base 1 to 1266 and encodes 421 amino acids.
AUGUCUGGUGCAAGCAAGGAUAAUAACCAACACGCCUUAAAUGAGAAGGAUGUACCAUCAAAAAGGGUAAAUGUCAAUUCUUCGGAAAUAGACGCGGAAAAGGAUAAAAACAGUGCUAAAAAGGUAAUUCUAUCCGAUAUCUUGUAUAAGGACUCUUCCUCCGAGGAAUCCGACUCUGAUGAUAUGCUAGAUAUGUUCGCUAGUGAAGAAGAGUUCGAAAAGCAACUGGAAAAGGAAAAGAAGAAAGAGGAGCUCAAUGUUCAGAAAAAGAAUGACAUUGUGGAAAACGCUGAGACUGUAGAGAAUCAAGCAUUGAAGGAUAACUGGGACGAUAAGGAAGGGUACUACAAGCCCUAUGUCGGUGAAGUGUUCGCUUAUAAGUAUAAAGUGGUGGAAGAAACAGGAAAGGGAGUGUUCUCAACGGUUAUCCGCUGCAUCGAUAUGGCCUCGAACGAAACAGUUGCCAUAAAAGUACUGCGUAGUAACGAGAAAAUGACGAGCGAUGCGAAGAACGAGCUCUCUCUUUUGGAAGUGAUCAAAUCGAAGGACCCUCAAAACCAAAAGCACUGCAUUCCUGUUCACAAUAGUUUCAUGUAUCGAAACCAUCUCUGUAUCGUUUUCCCUUACAUGGCGUUCAAUCUCCGAGACACGCUUCGGAAAUACGGAGCAGGUGUAGGACUGAGCUUAAUUGCGAUUCAAUCGUUCGCUCGCCAGCUGUUCCUCGCUCUCUUGCACAUCAAAAAGCUCGGAAUCGUCCACGCGGACAUCAAACCCGAUAACAUUUUGCUCAAAGACGAAAAAUCCAGCUGGAUCGAACUCACCGACUUCGGAAACUCCUUCUACGCGAACGACAGCAAUAAUUUGCCCACUCCUUAUCUCGCUUCUCGCUUCUAUCGCGCUCCAGAAAUCAUUUUAGGAUUGAAAUAUGAUUGUCCGAUCGAUGUUUGGUCGGUUGGAUGCACGCUCUGCGAGUUGUUCACAGGACAAGUCACGUUUCCGGGCACGACGAACAAUGAUAUGCUUCGAUUGAUUCAGGACAUGAAGGGACCGGUGCCACAUCGCAUGGUGAAGGGCCAUAUUACGUCGUACGCUGCGAUGAGCCGAGAAGCCAUGUUCACAGAGGAUUUUAAGUUCAAAUAUCAGAUGAUUGACCCAGUGACAAACACGCCGAUGAUUAAAAUGAUGGUGUAUACGAAGCCGAAAGAGAGUUUGGAGGGAGUGAUUAUGAAGAGUGCUGGAACGAACCAGGACAAGAUGUGUAUGUGA